This is a messenger RNA of Plasmodium knowlesi strain H, 997 nucleotides long. RefSeq names its product SICAvar, type I (fragment). The transcript has 2 exons. The record is from RefSeq and is a predicted model, not a curated record. NCBI's taxonomy places the organism in Eukaryota, Apicomplexa, Aconoidasida, Haemosporida, Plasmodiidae. The annotation marks the transcript as partial.
AUGGCACCAGGAGGAGGAUCAGGAUUGCCGGGUGCCGCUGGUGGUACCACUUCCUUGUUGGAAGAAUGGCUACAGAAAUUUGCAACAGAUGGAGCGCAGGCGCCCGUAGGUGCAGAUCCCUCAGCGAAGACCAGAGAAAUUAAAGAGAAGUUGAAGGAAGAAUUGAAGAGCACAUGGGAGAAUUUGAAGAGUAGGUUAGAGGGGCAGGAAGCAUGGGAAAUAAGGGGACUCUGCUUCGAUAACAAGGAAUGGACGGAAAAGGCGAAUUCUAACAGCGGACAGUAUGUGAGAGAUUUGUGCACGGCUCUUGCCGAAAUAAAAUAUUUCAUAAGUGGGGUCUGGAUGACAAGGAAGAAAGCACCGGGGACGGGGGACAACGUGGAGAUUGAGAAAGGCAUGGAUGAUGCCAAGAUUUACAGUCGCUGCAUCGUAGGAGCAGUUGCCCUUUCAACAAUUUAUGGAGAUCAUUGUAAAUUGGAUGAUGUUAUACGGACGACGGAGAAAGAAGUGGAUCAGAAGCUGGAGGCACACAGAAGUACCGGUGCGCAAUUGAAUAAAUGUAAAGGAAUAGACCGUAAUGCUUUACUUCUAGGUAAAUCAAUACUUCAGGAUGAGAUGAAGAAUUGGUCACAGGCGGAGAGACAGAAGGGUAUGGAGUCCAAAGGGAGUCAAGGAUCCUGGAAGUUGGGGAAAUUGUGGUAUAACAGGGUGCAGGGGGUUUGUCCGCAAAUUUAUAAAGGGGACGGGACGAAAGUCCAGGAGCAGAGAAAAGGGAAUGCGGAACAUAUGAGAAAAUUUUUGAAAGUGGGUGAUGACAGGAGCAUAACUUCCGGUCAAGCAACCGUGGCGGACGUACUGGGUGACGACAACAUGAAAUUAAGCGCAGACAAAUUAACUGAAGUACUGUCGAAAUUAGUGGGUUCUGACGGAAAAGUGGACAUCACAAAUAUGGACAAGUUAAUGGAACAGUUAAAUAAGGAAACUGAAACAACAACAG